AUGCCUAAAAAGUAUAUGUCAGAUUAUGACAAUGUUACUACCAGAACUAAAGACAAUAAAGACCAAAUUAUUACUACAUCAAAUGUCUCGAUGCAGGAAGUCCGCGACGUCGUGCGCGAGGAGCUCAAAGUCGUAUUCGACAUAUAUAGAAAAGACAUGUUGGAGCAAAUUGAAAACAAAUUUCAAAAAGUGCUAGAUAAUAUGGCGGCAAUUAAUACUUCUAUUGAAUUCCUGGAACGUAAAUAUGAGGACGUUAAGCAAGAAAUGGAUCUUAAAUUUGAAAGUAUAAAAAAUCUACAACAAGAAAAUAACCGUCUUCGAACUGACGUGAACGACUUGCAAUCGCGACUAUCACUAAUGGAACAGCAAUCUCGGGCCUGUAUCGUUGAGGUGCAGUGCGUACCGGAAUUCAAAAAUGAGAACCUAAUUACUACGUUAAACCAAAUAGCAUCGGUAAUUAAAUGCGAAUUAGACAAAAAAGACGUUAUAACGUGUACUCGAGUCGCGAAAUUAAAUAAAGAUUCACCCCGUCCAAGGUCUAUUUUGGUGAAGUUCAGCACUCCGCGUGUCCGGGAUACUUUCCUUGCUGCGUCGAUGGAGUUUAAUAGGAAAGCUAAAACAAUCUCCGAUAAAUUAAACACAAGUCAUUUGGGAAUCGGAGGUGAUAAGAGGCCUGUGUACAUAUGCGAGCAUCUAGCGCCGGCGGUUAAAGCGCUCCACGCUGAAGCAAGACUGUAUUCUGAAAAACUUGGAUACCGCUUCGUAUGGACAAAAAAUGGCCGAAUCUUUAUGCGAAAGUCGGACAAGUCGGAAUACGUAUAUGUUAAAAAUCGUGAAGUUCUUAAGAAUCUUAGAUAUCUAUAA
Molecule: messenger RNA, 864 nt
Organism: Danaus plexippus (monarch butterfly)
Lineage: Eukaryota; Metazoa; Arthropoda; Insecta; Lepidoptera; Nymphalidae
Exons: 1
Coding region: 1-864 (287 amino acids)
Source: RefSeq, a predicted model, not a curated record